Messenger RNA from Anopheles darlingi, 2466 nucleotides. RefSeq lists its product as uncharacterized. The transcript is spliced from 2 exons. The coding region runs from base 270 to 731 and encodes 153 amino acids. NCBI's taxonomy places the organism in Eukaryota, Metazoa, Arthropoda, Insecta, Diptera, Culicidae. The record is from RefSeq and is a predicted model, not a curated record.
GUUCGUUCGCCCAGCGCUGCUACGAUCGGCAGCAUCAGUAGCAGAUCAUCAGAUCACUGUGGCUGUGCUACGAGUGUGCGCGCGUAACGACGCCAGCGCAGCGUAGCCCAUUUGGAGUAACAAGCGCGGCAGUCAAACAAUUCAGCGAGUCUUGCGUUUUUACCAAGAGUGCAUCCACUUCGCAAAUCGUACUUUGCUACCUCCCCUACGUUACUGGAGAGUGUGUAUCACGACCAGCGUAGCGGUCAAACGAAAACCCCCAAAACAAAAUGACGAUCAACGAGAGGACAUCGCUGCUGCCGAAGGACUACCAGAAGAACUACAUCAUACCGAUGCCGCAGGACGACGAGAACAAUAAUGUCAGCGAUAGCAACAAUAACAGCAACAGCAUGGACAAUGACGUACUCCGAGAGUAUGACAGCUUCGCCUUGACGAAAGCUGAGCUGAACAAAUACAUUGACGAUCCGUGGUGGGUCCGGAUGCGGUACGGAUGUUUCGUCACCUGCUGGAUCGUGUGCCUGGUGGCGCUUGCCAUUUCCCUCUACAUAGCGGGCGAUGCGGUCCAGCACGGCUAUUGCAUUACACGCGAGACGGUCACGAACGCUAGUACUACGCCCGUCGCAGCAGUCAACAUAUUGCCGGUCAGCAGCAGCACUGGCGCCGGUGCGGGCGGUGAUCAACCAUCGUCUUCCAUCGUCUUUGCGCUGCUCAGCGGACAGCAGGUUGCCUGAGUGCGUUACGCAAAGGGCGCAAAAGGAUUCUAAACACAUUUUGCCGCAUUUUAUUGCUGUGAUCGGCGUGACUCAGUCUCGCCGCGACACUCUAUUUAUUAUCAAUCACCGAUAAUUUGUAAAUAGUAGUUUUCUUAUCGCACACGCUCUACGCUCUAAGGCGAGAGGAAAGGGCAGUUACCGGUACGGGAACCGGCCAGCCAAGAUCAGAUGGAAAUGAUGCAAUACUCGAAUGCAAGCACGUCAUGGUGCCUGAUCAUCACCGAGCCGCUUGUGGGCCCGGGCGAACUCCCUCAGCAAUGACAUUGACACCGCGUAAUCAAAUCGCGUGAAAAGGAACCCCACGCCGCCGCGUACAUCGUCACGGCACAUUGUUUGACAUUCCACGAGGACACUCGAUCAUUCGAUCGAUCGAAUGGACAGCCGACGCCGCGAGCUAGCGUGGGGAUAUUAGGAAUAAAAUAAAAGACAACAUUGUUUAUACAACACAACAUAAACCAACUCGUGUUGAGCAAAUCUAUUCCAGAUUCAAGGAUUUGGUCGAUCAAUUAUCAUUAUGUCGUAGAAUGGUGAAGGUUAAACGCUCGUUUGACGUACCAACGGUAAGCCAAGUCGAACCAAGAUUUAAUGACAAAACAAAACAUCGAACAAAAGUCCGGAAAUCUUCCACCGACCAACGUUCCCGUCGGUAAUCAGUCCGGGAGCGCCCCUGGGAGACGCCUUUCGGUAGAAUUCCAUCGCCGACGCUCGUCGUCAUCAAGAAUCGAUUCCGUUCCGACGGAAGGCGCAAAUCUUCCGUAACCGCGACCGAAGGUCAAGGUUCUACGGAUGGGCAUUCCUCGCGGCUGUUGCGCACAACGGAAACACCAUCGGGCUAGUCCCCAUCCAGCCAGCGUAAUUGUCGGCUCGACGUUAUCAACGUCACACGUCAGCCACGGUAAAGCCGGUCUUUCGUCGUUUCCUGGUCUUUCGCCGCGCAGAAGCUUCCGAUGAUGCGCAAUGCGUUGUGCCGCGACCGUUGAUGCGAGAUAGUGCGCGUCGUCGAGUGCAUCUCGUUCCACGAGCGAAGAUCUUAUUAAUGAUGUAACAUUUGUUUGUGCUUUAAUCAGACAGAGUCGCGAUCGUGCUAAUGGAAGGACGAUCGACUUUGUCCGGCUGGCAUGCGGGAAAUCCUUCCAGCGAAUUCCGUCAACAUUGCGGUGGAAUAACAAAGGAAUCGCGAAGAAAGGCAAUGAUAGGCGAAGAGAGGGUGAGUCAUUGUAAACAAACGGGAUGUUCGAAGGUGAAAGUUCUAUGGACUUUUGGAAGCUAAUGUAAGACAUUGUAAGAAAUUGAAUAACAAAUAUUAUAUGAUGGUGUAUAACACUAUUUAAUAAGUGUUUAAACAUCGCCAAUUGUUAUCAGAAAGAAUAGCGAUUUGAAAGUCGUAGUAGGCCAAUAGAUUGCAUUCAGAUACACUCAGAUCUAGUAUGCCUGAAUCUAGUUAACUUAGAUAGGAUUGUGUUUUUUUAAAACAUUAUGUAAAGGCGAAAAUUAAAGUAAAAAGUAAAAUUAAUUUAAAAAGUUAACUUAUAACAUGGUAGAAAGAAUCACAAUUCCCAAAGGUUUCGUUCAUUGCAAAUAAAAAUCUAAAAUACAAAAUUGAUUAAGAAAUUGAUUUUAACAUACAUAAGAACGGGCGAGUCGUAUGUAUACCUAAACAAAAGGUUGAAAAACGCUAACAGGAUAAAUAGCG